Messenger RNA from Trachemys scripta elegans, 3165 nucleotides. It is a transcript of the gene METTL4, whose product is annotated as methyltransferase like 4. The transcript has 9 exons. Gene Ontology annotation, cellular component: cytosol; RNA N6-methyladenosine methyltransferase complex; nucleus. The coding region runs from base 220 to 1521 and encodes 433 amino acids. The record is from RefSeq and is a predicted model, not a curated record. Gene Ontology annotation, molecular function: site-specific DNA-methyltransferase (adenine-specific) activity; nucleic acid binding; RNA methyltransferase activity. Lineage: Eukaryota; Metazoa; Chordata; Testudines; Emydidae.
ACGAAUAGCUACGGCAUUUUUAAAAAAUCCCUCUUUAGCUAGCUGUCGUGCUUUAGCGGAAGUUAGGGAACAACCGCCUGACACAGCUGUUUUGUCCGUACAACAAGAUGGCUGCGCUCAGUGUGGGUUCUAAUCGCUCAGGAAAAAUCUAAACUGGAAAGCAAGUAUGAAUUUCAGUUCCAAUUUCUCAGAGACUGUCCUUGAAAAGGAGAGAAUGUGAUGUCUGUGGUGCAUCAGCUGUCAGUUGGGUGGCUACUGGAUCAUCUUUCCUUCAUCAACAAGGCCAGUUACCAGCUUUGCCCUUCCAGCCAGUGCCUUGCUCCCUCGGCUUCUCAUGUUGCUCCUGUUUCUUCCACCCCUUCUACAGAGGAUAUUGUUGCGCCUUCCACCGUUGAUACUACUUACUCUACUGGAGCUGCAGUAGAGAGAACAGGGGUAACACUAAAGAAAACAUAUGUGUUUCGGGAAGAGUUCUUUCAUGUUUUUAAGCCCCAUAUAGUUUCAGCUCCCCAACAGAAGCCCCAGCAAGAAAGCUCUGAUGCUGGCCCAAGGGAGGGGAAGGACAGUGGCAAUGGAACAGAGCAGCACGAAGGAGCCAAGAACAGUGAUGGGGAUUCCAUUGCCAAUGCUAGGAAGAAACGUAAAAGAAAGUGUAGUGUUUUCAACCAAGGUGAACUGGAUGCUUUAGAAUACCAUACAAAGAUCAGGGGUCUAAUAUUGGAAGGCACCAGGUGUUUAAUUAAAGAAGGACUCAAAAGUGGUUUUCUUCACCCCAUUUCUGCAAAACAAAGUAGCAUCAAGAAUGUUAUUACAGGACAUGUUGGCUGUGGGAUGGCUGAAUUAUGUGAAAUGGCAAAACAUUUUCCUUCUGUGAAUGAAAGUGACCAUCGAUCUGCACAAAUUAUAGAUGAGGAAACAUCCAUUCCAGAGCAGGAUCUGCUUUCAUGCGUUACAGAGAACAAUACAGACUAUGCAAAGAUAAUAAAUUUAAUGGGACAGAAGUACCUGGUACCGCCAAAAAGCAGUUUCCUUUUAUCUGAUAUUUCCUGUAUGCAACCACUUCUGAAUUAUAAGAAUAAAUAUGAUGUAAUUGUGAUAGAUCCACCAUGGCAGAACAAGUCUGUUAAAAGAAGUAACCGAUACAGCCACUUGUCUGCAUGGCAAAUCAAGCAAAUUCCCAUACCAUCGCUAGCUGCUCCAAAUUGUCUUGUGGUCACAUGGGUGACCAAUAGACAGAAGCACCUACGUUUUGUUAAGGAUGAACUUUAUCCUUAUUGGUCUGUGAAGACUCUUGCUGAGUGGCACUGGGUGAAAAUUACCAGAUCUGGAGAAUUUGUAUUUCCAUUAGAUUCUUCCCACAAAAAACCCUAUGAAGUUCUUGUGUUGGGGAGAGUUCAAGGAAGUAUAAAUUUGCCAUUAAGGAAAUCAGAUGUGGAAGUACUUCCAAUUCCAGACCACAAAUUAAUUGUCAGCGUACCCUGCACUCUUCAUUCACACAAACCUCCUCUUACUGGUUCCUAGACUGGCUCUUGAGAUUUCAGAUUUCUUCCACAGUUUGUAAAGAAGUUAUUGGCUAUGAAGAGACAGCCAACUUAAAAAUCCUGGACUUUAUUCUUGGGUCUCCCCCAGCCACUUUGCCCUGCUUUAGCAGAGCAAAGCAUUGGAAGCCCAGAGAAAACCUGCUUCCUGUAGCAGUUCUUUGCCCCCUUGAGCCAUGUUGUAGAGACAUGCCUGAGAGGGAAUUAAAGAAGUCCUUAUGUCCCGUGUGAUACCCUGCUGUCCAAUAGUCUGUGGGGCUGUUGGCAGCCAGGCAUAAAUUGGAACUCAGCCAACUGGAGGCUUAGACAAAGGCUAGGUGGCAUAAUGCCACCUUUGCCCAACCUCCAACACUCCCUCCCCACCCUUUCCUGGUCCUGUGCUAAGCACAAAUUUAACUCUCUUAAAGAGUUUUGCUUAACGUCUAAAGAUCACUCCCAAGAGUAUAUUAACAUAUAUUUGUGAAGGUAGGACUUAUAGCUUAAAAUAGAAAGCUAAUGUUCAGGUAAACUGGUGGCAUUAGCUUUUAUAUCAACAAAAUACAGCCAUAUUAUUGCCCUCUAUAUAUGCUAAUUUUCAUUGCACUGAGGGUUAUUGCCUGAUGUGAUUAUGUAAAUACCCAAUCCAAGCUAUGAAAAAUUAUAUUGUGAUAGCUUGAAUUAUUGUAAAUAUAAUCUGGCUGCAUCUGUGCACACAGUCAUCAUGUUCUGGAGUGGGAUUUUUAGGGGCUGUAGGGGAAGGGAAAGUGGAAGACUCCUAGGAACCCCUGGUUAAAUUCUAUCCCCAAAAUUGAUGGAAAUGUUGGCAUCGCACCUCUGGUUACAGCUAAAUAAUCCCUAUCAGAAGUAAUUUCUCUCUUGUGCUGUGUCAGAUAGUAGGUACUUUAAAAUUCUUUUCAGAAGAUGAAAGUUUUGGUGCUCGAUAAUUAGUAAUACUAGUGCUGCUGGACUUCGUGUUGCAGCAUCAAUAUACACUCUCUCUCGAGAGAGAAAUUUUUUUAGGAACAAAAUACAAGUACUCGAAAAUAUAAAUUUAAUAAAACCUUGUUGGCCAAAUGGUUUCUUAUUUGGAUUUUUUGGUUAUAAAAAGUGGGUUUUCUUUUUAAAUGGGGAAAAGAAACUAAAGCUCUGAUGUUUCAAUAUGCUCUGCAUGUGCUGGCCCCUGUUGAAGUCAAAAGAGCAGAAUUCUGCCCAGGGAAAAUUUAUUGAAAUCUUGGGGCUUUAGAGAUUCACUCUUAUAUGGGCUUUCUUAGAUGACCAGGGGGAUAGAUUUUUGGGAGACAGUUUGUUAAAAUACUGGCAGCAGAUCAGUACACAAACAAUCCUUAACUAAAGAGAGCAUGGAAAAGAAUGACAGUUUUUUUUUUUUCUUAAGGUGGUGGCUUUGCAAAAUGAUAUUGGCACAUUUUUUUGAGGAGUACUAUCUAGCUGUCUAAUUAGAGGGAGGGAAAUGCUUGUGAGCAGUGUAGCAGGCUUGCUGUCAGAAUGCACAUUUUGUUCUAAAGCUGCUAGACUCUUAUGCAAAUGUUAGAUUGGAUUAGGUUUUCUAGCAUGCUUAUUAGAAGGAAUAGAUUUUCCAAUAUGAGAUUAUUAGUAAUAGCAGUAUUAUGUGGCCCAAAAACAAAAAACC